Cladophialophora psammophila CBS 110553 is the source of this 918-nucleotide messenger RNA. RefSeq lists its product as uncharacterized. The record is from RefSeq and is a predicted model, not a curated record. Gene Ontology annotation, cellular component: peroxisomal membrane. The transcript is spliced from 2 exons. NCBI's taxonomy places the organism in Eukaryota, Fungi, Ascomycota, Eurotiomycetes, Chaetothyriales, Herpotrichiellaceae. Gene Ontology annotation, biological process: peroxisome fission. Bases 1 to 918 code for a protein of 305 amino acids.
AUGUCUAGUAGCGACGCGGCCAAUCCAGACCCCAGUGUCGUCCCGCAGGACCCUGCCGAGGUCAGGGGCGAAGUUGAACCCGUCAAGCCUUCGCAGAACCCGGCAUUGAGCAAGGUGCCCAAUGAGGUCAAAACCACCAUCUCCAAGGCCGACGAGAUCAUUCUGCGCAUCAGCAAGUUGAUCAAGACUACCGCAGGCCUCGGCGCAGCUCUGUCGACACUCAACUAUGCCAUCUACCUCGCUGCGUACCUCCAUUCCAAAGCUCCUUCCCGUGCUGCCACAAUUGCAUAUAUCUCGCGCCUCAUAGGUCGCACACCUUCGAAGCUCCCUGCUGGCGCUCUUGCGCCGCCCGCUACUACCUCGUUCCUCACUCCGCUGGGAGCUCUUGUGUCUGAUACACGUACCUCACUGCGCCUGACGGGACUUCUCCCGUUGUACAUCUGGAUGAAGACGCUCUUGUCCAAGAAGGCCUCGGCAGACAUGGACCCAGCCCUCCAUCGGGUUGCGCUCUUACAAUGUGCCGGCUAUAUUGGCUUUCAAGCCCUGGAAAACGUUUACCACUUGGCUGGUAAGGGCGUUGUGCCCCUGUCGUUCAUCGAAAAUCGAGGAGGAGUUGCCAAGUGGGUUGCAUGGAGCUGUCGUGCGUGGUGCGUUGGAGUGGCCAGCGACUUCCUCCGCCUGUGGCGCGAGGCUGAGAUUGAAAAGGAAAAGCGGGGCAGCAAGUCGACCAAGGAGAAGGAAGACUUUGAUCGCAAGUGGUGGAAUGAGUUCAUGGUCGCGGCCUAUUGGAUGCCCGUCGCCAUCCACUAUAGUUUCUAUCCGGAGGGCAUUCCAGGCAUGAACACUGGUCUGGUCGGCUUCUUUGGCUUGAUGGCUGGUCUCAACAACUUCAGGAAUCAAUGGGCUGCCACUGCUUGA